GAGGAGGAGGCUGCUGAGUUACACAGAGGGGCGGCCACUGACACAAACACAACAGGGGGUGCACAGAGAAACUGACAGACAACAAGAGAGGGAAACACAGAGCGCGGUUCUACUGUGUGAGGGAGAGCGACUGAGCGGGUUAUUAUACUGAAUGAGACAGUGGGGCUUUACGGACUGACGGAGCGCACUGUACAAACACACGGCGCUGUACCCGGGGGACACAAGGAGCCGCUUAGGGGAAGUGGCCUUACUACGUGGUGACCAUGGCCACCAAAUCACCCCCACCCUUGAUGAAGAAACAUAGUCAGACAGAUCUAGUGAGCAGACUGAAAACCAGAAAGAUCCUUGGAGUGGGAGGGGAAGAUGAUGAUGGAGAAGUGCACAGGUCAAAAAUAAGCCAGGUUCUAGGAAAUGAAAUCAAAUUUGCAGUGCGGGAACCACUGGGACUGAGGUUAUGGCAAUUCAUCUCUGCUGCUAUAUUCACAGCAGUUGCAGUCAUGGCAAUCGCUUUCCCGGAUAAAUUGUAUAACAUUGUGUUUGAGGAAGAUACAGGGAGUGGGAAGACUUCCACACGACUUUACGGAGGAGCGUUAUUCAGUAUUUCAUUAAUCUUCUGGAACUCCAUGUACACAGCAGAGAAGGUGAUCAUAAGAUGGACGUUGCUGACUGAGGCCUGCUACUUCAGCAUCCACUUCAUCGUGACUGCAGUGGCUGUGAUUGAAAUUGGAACCACGUGUUUUGCAUCUGCCAUGCUUCUGUCUAGUUGCCUGCUCUUCAUACUUAUCACUGGAUACUUUUACUACCAAGUUGGCCGCCGGACCAAGAAGAUGUGAACUUAUCCUCAGUGCCAUACAUUCUAUUUUCUUCCAGUUCUCUUGUUCCUCUGGGAGGGAGCCGUAAUGGUUUUAAUUUGUGUGCGCGCUGGACCAAAUUGCAGAUCUUGGGUCUUCACACUUGGAAGAAACUUGCCUGUAAUCACCCAAGGAAUCUCCAUGAAAUGCAGCCGAGACUACAAGGACUCUCCUUGAUGUGGAUCUCUCAAGCACACAGCAUGCACAGUAGCAGUUUGCCUUCUCUUUUAUAAGCACCAAGUAUUCUGUGUGUACGCGUGUUUACCCCUUAGUCAUUACAGGAACUUGUAGCACCACCCCUUUUGGAGAAGGAGGACGUUUAAAGUAUUUACCAGUCUGUUGAUUUUCUUAUAGUUAUCUAUUCGUUUUCCAAUGAGUGCAUACUUUCUUCUGAGCCUCCAGUGUUUCUCAGGCAAUGUAGCAGUAAAUAUUAGCACAAACUUAAAAUAAUGCAUAUUUUCAGUAGCAUGUUUUACUACUUUAGUCUUAUAGUAGCUAUUUUAUGGUCUCAGGGUUUGAUAUUUUUGAGCCUAAUUAUCAUAAUGUAACUGCCAAAGCGGAUAGUCAAGGGCUUUAAAGUUGCACAAAAUUUGACUUGGCUAACGUUUAUAUGAAAAUAGAUGUGCAAGAGAUGAAAAACCAAUACACAAUUAUUUAAAUUAACAGAACAUUUCCUUUAAAAAAAAGUCUUUUUUUAUGUUAUGAAAAUUUUUUCACUGCCUAUAAUAAGCUUAUUUUUAAACUCCAGUAUCAAUUUAGCUAUCGGGGUAUAAUUAAUAAUAAGGUACUUGUACUAAUGGAGUGUUCCAGUAUCUCCCUCUAGAACGGAUGACCACAUACUGAGAGAGGCAGCUGUGUAGUUGAGAUGCUCUAUGAUAAGAAGACUAGGUUGAGGCCUAUAUUGACGUAGUAUUAUCCCAUUUGAAUGAGGAGACAAUUGGGAAUGUCUAGAGCAGUGAUGGCAAACCUUGGCACUCCAGAUGUUUCAGAACUAUGUUUCCCAUGAUGCUCAGCUGGACUUCAGAAUGUCUAAGCAUUAUUGGAAAUGUAGUUUGGAAACAUCUGGAGUGCCAAGGUUCACCAUCACUGGUCUAGAGCAUGAGCCAUGUGGCAGGAGAGAGUGAAAGACUAAUUUCU
Molecule: messenger RNA, 1988 nt
Organism: Bombina bombina (fire-bellied toad)
Lineage: Eukaryota; Metazoa; Chordata; Amphibia; Anura; Bombinatoridae
Gene: TP53I11
Product: tumor protein p53 inducible protein 11
Exons: 7
Coding region: 264-833 (189 amino acids)
Source: RefSeq, a predicted model, not a curated record